Molecule: messenger RNA, 2176 nt
Organism: Ruditapes philippinarum (Manila clam)
Lineage: Eukaryota; Metazoa; Mollusca; Bivalvia; Venerida; Veneridae
Exons: 10
Coding region: 2-1102 (366 amino acids)
Biological process (GO): N-acylphosphatidylethanolamine metabolic process
Cellular component (GO): cytoplasm
Molecular function (GO): glycerophospholipid phospholipase A1 activity; A2-type glycerophospholipase activity
Source: RefSeq, a predicted model, not a curated record
AAUGGCUCACCAAAUCAACGCAAAACAAUUUCUUGACUCACUCGUUGCGGGUGAUAUGGUAAUAUUUCACAGUCAAACAGUCACUCAUUGGGGAAUUUAUGUAGGAGAAAAGAAAGUGGUUCACCUUACUGGGGAGAUCGGAAAUCUUGUACACGAUUCCAUUGAAACAAAUGACGCUUUGUUUACGAUCGCCGGUAAAAGAUAUAUUAAGGCGGCUGUUAAGGAGGAGGACUUUUUGGUUGUUGCUACAACAUUUGAUACAUACGAGAGAAAUUGCAAAGACAAAUGGUUGACCCCAGAUGAUCCUGAGGAAAUAGUGCAAAUAGCUAAGACAAUGAUAGGAAAGAUCUACUACAAUGACAUGUGGAACACUUGUGAGAAAAUGGCUUCCUACUGCAGAUAUGAGAUAAAGGACUCACUUCUUUUUCAAAGUUUGGAAAUAAAGGGAACCACUGAGGCCUCACUUCAGUUUCAAAGCAUAGGCGUGGGAAAACACACUGACCAUAUACAUCAUGUAUGUCAAGAGGACUCACCUCAUUUUCAAGGCUUGGACAUAAGCAGAACCACUGAGAUGUCUGACGUGAAAAGGUCUAAACCUCAAGACUAUAUUACAACACACAAUAAAGUGGUUUUAAAUGAGCUAAGACCAGGGGAUCUUGUUACAUUUGCACGGCCGUUCUUUUAUCAUUGGGCUGUUUAUAUAGGGGACCAAGAGAUUAUUCAUUUAUGUGGGGAUGAGCCCAUUACAUCAGAUAUUAGAUUGAUACAUUUUUUAGCAAUCUCCGGUGUACCUUUCUCUAAAGGAUGGGUAAGACAGGAGGAUUUCUGGACAGUAGCAUUUGAUAGCAAAGCAGAUAUAAACAAUGAAAAAGAUGACCUGUUUACGCCUAAGCCGGUUGAAGAUAUUAUCAAUACAGCCAAAAGUAUGGUAGGGAAGAUUGGGUACAAUCUUUUUUGGAAUAACUGCGAACACUUUGCUAGCAAAUGUAGAUAUGGGACCAAAAGAAGUGAUCAGAUAAUCGUUGGUGCGUGGGGUAUAUUUUGGUUGGUUGCUUCAAGUGUCUUUGCAUACUUUCUUCAUAGUGUAUACAACAGAAGCUGAACAGGAAGUUACAUGAAUUGAACAGCGGUGCUACGUAUCGCCUGUGGUGAAAAUUGAAACUUAUGUGCCUUUUUGGUCGUGUGCGAGUGCGAUGUGCGCGGAUGCAUGAUUUCAUUAUAAUAUAUGUAUUUUUGCUUUUAUGAUAUUAUUGGUUUAUUCAGAAAUUAAAUUAAUUUCAAAAUUAUCUACUACCUGCUGCAAAUUGUUAAGAAGACAUUUGACACUGCGACCAUAAAACAACUCUGUAACUCUUACUGUUCUCUUUCACUGCGAUAGUUUUGAUCAUAUCCAUUGCUUUAGAACUUAGAUCUUAAACUUGAUACUAAUGCAUUCCUGGUAUGAUUGUUAUUCAUCUUUGCAGGUCAUAAGUGACAUUACAUAUUUAUUGUUUAAACUUUAUAUUUUGUCAUUGAUAUACAUGCAUUAAUAUUCAUUCUAACACGACCCGCAUCUUUCCCUAUUGAACACAGAAGAACCGAAAGUGUGGGUUAUUAUGCUAUAAAAUCACUGUUUGACGUGUGACGUAAUCAUUAUAUAUGUGACGUAAGGCACUAUUAGAUCCGACGCUCUAACAAUAAGUACGGAAACAAGUCAGGCCCAAUUUUGCUUAAUAUCAGGUACGGCAGCAUUUAUUUGUUGAUGUCGUGUUAGAAUCGAAAUAAUAUAUCCAAAUCGGUGACUUUAUCGCUGGAUAACAUCACUGUUUGUCGUUCGGAUGCGCAUCAUUAUAUCACUCGGGCUACGCCCUCGUGAUAUAAUUCCUCGCAUCCGAACUCCAAACAGUGAUGUUAUUGAGCGAUAAAAUCACAGUUUGGGAUAUAUUAUAUCUUAAUUAUAUUAUGACGAAAAAAAAGUAAUACAAAAUUCAAAUUAUUUGAAAGUCAAGGUUUCAAUGGCUGUUCAAGAAAUAAUGGAAUAUAAUACUUUUUAUAAGAUUUUAUCAUCCUGGACGGCAGGUUUGGUAAGCUUUUUAAUAUUGACUCUGUAAAAUUAUGUAAACUAUUUUUGUUACAUAUUUUUCCUUACAAGUUGUACUUGUGAUCUUUAAAUUAUUUGGAUUAAAACAUAUUAAAC